AAGCCUGGGUUUUUAACUUUUCACCCGGGUUUUGACGGCCAAACCGUAACCACGAAGCAAAGCAAAACCGUAAAACGUCUAUUUCCAUCGACCUUCCUCCCAUUUUUCAAUCACAAAUUCCCUUAAAAACCCAAAAAGCUCUCCCCAGAUCUUCACAAAAAUACUUGAUACAAUUUCAGAUCCCGAUCCACCGACAAUGUCAACCACCGUCCCACCCGUCCUCCCGAUCUCCACCACCUCCGUCGCCGCCGCCGGAUCCAUCGAGUCCCAGGCCUCCCAGCCUCCGAUCGCCACCCCGGCCUUCCGCGCCUUCAUCAACCACAUCACCGACACCGUCCGCAACGGCCUCUCCCAGCGCCGCCCCUGGGCCGAGCUCGCCGACCGCUCCGCCUUCGCCAAGCCCGAGUCCUUCUCCGACGCCACCCUCCGCGUCCGCAAGAACUACUCCUACUUCCGCGUCAACUACCUCGCCGCCGUCGCCCUCAUCGUCGCCGUCUCCCUCUUCACCCACCCCUUCUCCCUCGUCGUCCUCCUCGGCCUCCUCGCCGCCUGGCUCUUCCUCUACCUCUUCCGCCCCUCCGAUCAGCCCCUCGUUAUCUUCGGCCGCACUUUCUCCGACACCCAAACCCUAAUGGGCCUCGUCGGCCUCAGCGUCUUCGUCGUCUUCCUCACCUCCGUCGGAUCCGUCCUCAUCUCCGCUCUCAUGGUCGGAGUCGCCGUCGUCCUCGUUCACGGUGCCAUUAGGGUUCCCGAGGAUCUGUUCUUGGAUGAGCAAGACACUUCCGCCUCCACCGGAUUCCUAUCAUUCCUCAACGGCGCCGCCUCCAAUGUCGCCGCCGCCACCGCCCCGGCCAUGGCCGCUGCUCGCGGUUGAUCUCCUCCGCCAUUGGUAUAAUUAGUUAAUUCAUAUAUAGAUUCUUUUUUGUUUUCCAGAAAAGAAAAUAAGUUGACAAUUUUGUCUUAUAAAUAUGUGUAGGGUGGUUUUAUUGGUGCAAUUUGUAUGGAUCUGUGUACCUUAAUUCUGAUUUAGAUGUUAGCAAAUUCAAAUUCUCAUUGUUCUUUGUUGGAUCUGUCUA
Messenger RNA from Rosa chinensis, 1076 nucleotides. RefSeq names its product PRA1 family protein B4. Gene Ontology annotation, cellular component: endoplasmic reticulum; Golgi apparatus. Lineage: Eukaryota; Viridiplantae; Streptophyta; Magnoliopsida; Rosales; Rosaceae. The coding region runs from base 197 to 874 and encodes 225 amino acids. The record is from RefSeq and is a predicted model, not a curated record. Gene Ontology annotation, biological process: vesicle-mediated transport. The transcript has a single exon.